Molecule: messenger RNA, 3061 nt
Organism: Sesamum indicum (sesame)
Lineage: Eukaryota; Viridiplantae; Streptophyta; Magnoliopsida; Lamiales; Pedaliaceae
Gene: SEC15B
Product: exocyst complex component sec15B
Biological process (GO): Golgi to plasma membrane transport; intracellular protein transport; exocytosis
Cellular component (GO): exocyst; membrane
Source: RefSeq, a predicted model, not a curated record
UGUUAUUUGCUCAUAUGCCAAAUUCCCAAUUAAGAAUGUGAUUGAGUUUCUUCCAUAUUGUAAUGAGAACUGAGGAGGAAUUACUCCUAAUUUAAGUGGCAUUUUAGUCAAACAAAAAUAGAGAAUAAUUGUCUAACAUCGUUUCCCCGUUCCCCAUUUUCCUUCAACACCCCAUUCUCUCUAAAUCCCCUCCGCCUUUAACGGCCCCCUCACUAGCGGUUACUGUCAUAACGAGAGCAGAAGAAAUCUACCGGCGGCGAUGACCUCAACGAAGACUCGUCGGAGAAUUGUUCCCGCUGCGGCGGAGAACGGAGAUACGGCCGACAAACAGGACCAGCUCCUCCUAUCGUCAGCCAUCUGCAACGGAGAAGAUCUCGGCUCCUUCGUUCGAAAAGCUUUCGCCUCGGGGAAACCCGAAACCCUGCUCCACCAUCUCAAACACUUCACAAAAUCCAAAGAAUCGGAGAUCGAAGACGUCUGCCGUGCUCACUAUCAGGACUUCAUUGUGGCCGUUGAUGAUCUCCGAUCCCUCUUAUCCGAUGUCGAUUCACUGAAAUCCUCACUUUCCAACUCCAACAACAAGCUUCAGAACGUCGCUGUUCCCCUUCUGACUUCUCUUGACGCCUAUGUCGAAGCCAAAAACAAGUGCUCCAAUAUCGCGCUUGCGAUAAGUUCCCUCAGCACGUGCGUUCAGCUCAUGGAGCUUUGCUCGCGGGCAAAUUUUCAUCUCACAAAAAAUAACUUCUACAUGGCGUUGAAGUGCUUGGACUCGAUUGAGACCAAUUUUCAGGACAAAACGCCGUCGGCCACUCUGAAAAGAAUGUUGGAGAAGCAGAUCCCUGCGAUUAGGGCUCACAUAGAGAGGAAAGUCAGUAAAGAGUUUGGGGAUUGGCUUGUAGAGAUCCGAAUAGUGAGCCGAAAUUUAGGUCAGCUAGCCAUUGGACAAGCAUCAGCGGCUCGUCAGAGAGAAGAAGAGCUUCGGAUUAAGCAGCGCCAAGCUGAGGAGCAAAGCCGGCUUAGCUUGAGGGAUUGUGUUUACGCAUUAGAAGAAGAAGAGGAUGAUGAGAUUGACGGAGUUGUUGAUGGGAGCAACGGCGUGAAUGGAAUUUCAGGGUUUGAUUUGACGCCGUUGUACAGGGCUUAUCAUAUACAUCAGACUCUAGGACUCGAGGAUAGGUUUAAGCAGUAUUAUUUUGAGAACAGGAAGUUGCAGUUGACAUCUGAUUUCCAAGUAUCCUCAAUGACUCCUUUUCUCGAGUCGCACCAGACUUUUUUUGCACAAAUUGCAGGGUUUUUUAUUGUGGAGGAUCGGGUUUUGAGGACAGGAGGAGGGUUGAUAUCGAAGAUGGAAGUUGAGAAUCUGUGGGAUACUGCAGUAAGCAAGAUGUGUUCAGUGUUGGAGGAUCAGUUUUCUAGGAUGCAAACUGCAAAUCAUCUGUUGUUGAUUAAGGAUUAUGUGAGUUUGCUUGGUGUCACAUUGCGUAGAUUUGGUUAUCCAAUUGAUGCUUUGCUCGAUGUAUUAAGCAAGCAUAGGGAUAAGUAUCACGAGUUGUUGUUGUCUGAUUGUCGUAAGCAAUUUGCUGAGGCUCUCGCAGCAGAUAAGUUUGAGCAGAUGUACAUGAAGAAAGAGUAUGAGUAUUCAAUGAAUGUUCUUUCAUUUCAGAUACAGACUUCGAACAUCAUGCCAGCGUUUCCAUAUGUUGCACCAUUCUCAUCUACUGUUCCUGAUUGCUGUAGAAUUGUACGGUCGUUUAUUGAGGAUUCAGUGAGUUUCAUGUCAUAUGGUGGGCAGCUUGAGUUUUUUGAUGUGGUUAAGAAGUACCUGGACAGGCUCUUGACUGAGGUCUUGGAUGGGGCUUUGUUAAAAGUGAUUAAUAGCUCAAUCGGUGGGGUUACCCAGGCUAUGCAGAUGGCUGCAAAUAUGGCAGUUUUUGAGCGUGCUUGUGAUUUUUUCUUCCGUCAUGCUGCACAGCUCUCAGGGAUUCCUUUGAGGAUAGCAGAGAGAGGCAGGAGGCAGUUUCCUCUGAUCAAAGCCCGCGAUGCGGCUGAAGAGACACUCUCCGGGUUGCUGAAGCAAAAGGUUGAUGGAUUUCUGUCUUUGAUUGAAAAUGUGAAUUGGAUGGCUGAUGAUCCUCCACAAGGUGGUAAUGAAUAUGCAAAUGAGGUGAUUAUUUUCCUGGAAACAUUGGUUUCAACUGCACAGCAGGUUUUGCCUGUUCAGGUGCUGAAGCGGGUUUUGCAAGACGUUCUUGCUCAUAUAUCAGAAAUGAUUGUUGGGGCUUUACUUGGGGAAUCAGUUAAAAGGUUCAAUAUUAAUGCUAUUAUGGGGCUUGAUGUCGAUGUUCGGCUGUUGGAAUCAUUUGCAGAGAACCAAGCUCCUCUUUUGUCGGAGGCAGAAGCAAAUCAAUUGAAAUCAGGACUUGCCGAGUCGAGGCAAAUGGUCAAUUUGCUUCUAAGCAAUCAUCCCGAGAACUUCUUGAAUCCAGUUAUCAGAGAGAGAAGUUACAAUGCACUGGACUAUCGGAAAGUGGUUUCCAUCUCUGAGAAAUUAAGGGAUCAAUCAGAUCGGUUAUUUGGUUCUUUUGGAACGAGAGGGGCUAAGCAAAAUCCUAAGAAGAAAUCUCUGGACGCAUUGAUUAAAAGACUGAAGGACGUCAACUGAAAUGCUAAAAGUGUAUGUUCCUUGUAUCCUGUUUUAUUCACUAGAAUUACUUGAUUGCUAGUAAUUGUUCACAAUUAUUGCAUAGUUUUCACUAGAACAAUUUGUAACAAUUCUUGUACGUAUUAUUACCGUCAAUUUUCCCACAUUUUUGUUGUAUUCAAUUCUUCAGAAACUUGAUCGUUAAUACUCUGAGUUAUGUCUUUGUUGACAUUAUUAUUUUGGAGCUGCAGUAGGAAAUUGAUCAAAUGCUGAUGGACAACAAGCUCGUUUUAGUUGAUAUUGGUUAGAUUUUGGUGUAUUCCUACUGGACACUUUUCCUUUUAGGAGCCAUUUCCUUAAUGUAUUUCUCUGUUUGAUCAUACACUUUGUUUCCUGAUUAUCCAACAUCUCCUUGAUUUC